Molecule: messenger RNA, 3516 nt
Organism: Scleropages formosus (Asian bonytongue)
Lineage: Eukaryota; Metazoa; Chordata; Actinopteri; Osteoglossiformes; Osteoglossidae
Gene: anks1ab
Product: ankyrin repeat and sterile alpha motif domain containing 1Ab
Exons: 13
Coding region: 392-2053 (553 amino acids)
Biological process (GO): ephrin receptor signaling pathway
Cellular component (GO): cytosol
Molecular function (GO): ephrin receptor binding
Source: RefSeq, a predicted model, not a curated record
GAGAGCACACCCCAUGGAGAAGGGAUUCGGGUGCAACCCGAGGAUGGGAUUUCGCAAGUGUGUUCAGCACUGACAGGCCGCUCUCAUUCUUCUUUAAAAAAAAAAAAAAAACGAGAAAAAAGACGUUUGCUGAUAUGUGGGCGGUUUCUUAUUAGCGCUGCCGGGGAGACAUUCCUCGUCACUCUCUGUCCGGCUUCCCACCCCCCCCUCCCCGCUUCACUCCUCCGCCUCUUUUCCUGUCUUUUCCACACAAUGUUCUGCUCGACCAGGACCAAAGGGACCAGGAACCCACAGCUACUUUCGGACAGACUGUGAAGACCCACAGCCACGGUGGGACGGACUCUGCUUACAACACGUAGGACCGAGUGGUCAGCGUUGUCCAGUCACGGCCAUGUCGGCCCCCUUCUCAGACCACGACCCCAGGGCUGUGUGCCCCAGCGUGCUGCACUCAAAGUCCCAGCGCUGGGAUUCACCUGGAGCCGUGACUGCAGACAAAGUGAGGAUAACAGGAGACCUGAGGCUCUCCAGAAACCUCUCCAGGUCAGACUCCGACUUGCUGGCCUCACCAGCAAUUGGGGAAGAGGUGGGUUUUGGUGGACACGAUAAGUCAGUGUAUAGCUGCAGCACUGAAGAGAAGCAACUGGAGAGGACCCCUUCGUAUGCCUCUGAAUGGGACGAGAUAGACAAAAUCAUGGAUCUGAUUGGAGCCGGGAUUGAAUUCUCCAGAGACGAGUCUCUCAGGGCCACAGGUGGUGCCGGUGCACGCGCCCUGGACCAGCCGGUGGGUGACUGGCUGGAGCAUGUGGGGCUGCCACAGUAUGAGAGUAAGCUGCUGCUCAACGGCUUUGAUGACCUACGCUUCAUGGGAAGUAACGUGAUGGAAGACCAAGAUCUCAGGGAUAUAGGAAUCACUGAUCCAGGCCACAGGAGGAAGAUCUUGCAGGCUGCACGUUCACUGCCCAAGGUGAAAGCCUUGGGUUGUGACGGUAGCACCUCCCUUAUUAUCUGGCUAGAAAAUCUAGGCCUGCAGGAGUACCUACCCAACUUCUUGUCCAGCGGUUACCACACCCUUGACUGUGUGAAGAACUUAUGGGAGCUGGAGAUUGUAAACGUGCUGAAGAUAACUCUGCUUGGCCACAGGAAGCGGAUCAUCGCCUCUCUGGCAGAGUUACCCUACGAGGAGCCCCCCGCGAAGCCCAGUCGUUUGUCCCAGAUGAGAUGUCAGGACCUCCUGUCACAGCCCUCCUCCCCCCUUAGCUACAUGGACUCCUACGCCAGCCGUUCUAUGGACCAACUCCUGCCUCUGGGGGACUCAGCCAGGAGGAGAAGAUCUAACCGAGACCACAGCUUGUCCCAUCGCUCUCACAGCGAACGGCCCCGGUCCCACGACAGGCAACUUGACAGGCAGCUCGAGCGACACAGAGAGCCCAGCUUAACCCUCCGACCCCCGAGUCAAUCUGCUACCUAUGCUGCAGUGUCCAGCUGGCACCACCAGCCUGAGAAACUCAUCUUUGAGGCCUGCGGUUAUGAAGCGAGUUACCUGGGGUCAAUGGUCAUCAAAGAUCUACGAGGUAUUGAGUCCACCCAGGAAGCCUGUGCCAAAAUGAGGAGGUCAACAGAGCAGAGGAGGAAGGCCCCUACCAUCAUCCUUUCCAUCACUUACAAAGGCGUCAGAUUCAUUGAUUCAUCCACUAAGAACCUUAUUGCAGAACAUGAGAUCCGGAACAUCUCCUGCGCUGCCCAGGACCCAGAUGACCUCUGCACAUUUGCUUACAUCACCAAGGACCUGCAGACUGGACACCACUUUUGCCAUGUCUUCAGCACAGUGGACGUGAACCAGACCUAUGAAAUCAUCCUGACAUUGGGGCAGGCAUUUGAAGUGGCAUAUCAGUUGGCUCUGAAGGCCCAGAGGACCCAUCAGCAUGGCUAUCCAACAAGUCUUGGGUCGGAUUUCAUUGAGACCAGGUCCAGCCGGCCAAUACCCAAGCCCAGGGGCAGCACAAGGAAGGCAGCACUGACUCCUGUGUUCAAGUUUCCAGACACCAGGCUCUGAGGGAUUAUUGGGUAAAUGGGGGUAUGGGGGUUGCAGGAAGGUGGAGUUGAUGGGGGAGUCUAAGUGUGGAGGCCUCCUCUCCAUACCCCUCAUGAUAAGCUUCAGCAUGGGGAAACCAAGCCAAGAAGAACCAACCACUUACCCAAAUUGGAGGUAACCAUUCCAUAAAGGAAAGCCCAGGUCAGAUACCAUCAGUAGCUGAAGCAAAACCAAAACUGUGCUCCCUCAUUCUCACCAAGCUGUGGUUUAGUUGUAGCUCCACUUGUUGUCACGUCUACUUUCUCUACAGAACACGGUGAAACAUGUCUGAUGGUAUGUAGCAUGAGUGGAUUUUUUAUGAACUAAAGACUAGACAUGGGGUCACGCUUGUAAACCCCUUGUCCUUUCUGUCAGUUUUAUUAUUUUUGUUUUUUAGCAUUGCCCUUUUAUACAACUUGGUGCAAAUUAAGUCAAUAAAGAGGAAGAAGCUUUGUCUAGCAGCACCACUAAAGCCAUUAAUGUGUUCAAAAUAAGUCACGCCCUGGUCUUCCCUAAGCUGCUGUUAUUAUGUGUUCUGUGUUGUGAUUUUCCCCAGCUUGAUCAGUCUGUGAGAAAAAUUUAUUUCCCACAAACUUGAAGCCACUCUGGAUUUCAGUAAUGAGAAUAUUUAAAGUUAUGCCAAUCAAUGGGUGACAGAUUAUUGGUCUUUCAGGAUGUUUACGAUACAUUCCUUGUUAACCUCAAAAUGGAAUUAGCUCAAUAACUGCAAAUGAGUCAAAGGACAUCUCACAAAAGGGAUUUCUCUAAGUAAUCCCAUAAAGUAAGAUCUCUAUUUAGGGGGCAUAAUUCUUACACCCUUAGAAUUAAAUCUGUACAAUGCAGAAGUGCAGCUAAAUAUUGGUAUGGCAAGAAUUUAUCCUUAAAAUUGUGUACAGUGAGCCUAAAUAGCAGUUAAAACUUAUUAUUAUUAUUAUUAUGCUAGUCAAUGUGCAAGUCUUUGAUUAAAUUUCUUUUCAUUGAUAUAAAAGUGAAGACCGUCAAAGAAAAGAAAAAACAACUUUGUCCUAAAAUGAUAAAAAUGUUACGUAAAUUUCAGAAAACACAAUAACUUUGUUUUACCUUAGCUGCUGAUUUUGACUAAUCACCUUUGCAAAUCUAUAUAUUUAAUGCUUGUUUAAUUCCUACAUGGCUACUUUAUUUUUAAAGCAAAAUUUGAAUGCACUGGUCUGAAAAGAAGUGUUUGAACACCUGAAUAACAACAGGUUGAAGUAUGUGAAAAGCAACUUAUUUUGAGAUUAUGCUAUUGAAACUUGAUAUUGAAGCAUUAAACUGUGAUGCCUUAACCGGCAGUGAAAGCAGAUACUAUAGACACCCUCUGUGACAAUAAUGACCUUGUAAACACUGGCAUUUCACACUCUAUUCGGAAAUCCCAUGUUUAUGGUACUCUGCUCUCAUUCAAUAAACUCAAGCACCUUGGGCCAUCA